CACUCGUCAAGGACCGCGCUUCAACGGGCCAUCGAGAGUCCACGUUCUUCGCUGUUGAAGAGUACGCGACAGUGUCCACUUGAAUUUCGACCGUUUUGGACAGUGACAUACUAGCACACAUCGAUCCAACUAUAGUUCCUUUUUCCAAUGAUCCGUUCACUAGGAAUUAUCUUACUGACCCUCAGCUUGGGAGAACUAGUUCUGGGACAUGGACGACUCAUGGAUCCUCCUGCUAGAAAUGCCAUGUGGAGAUUUGGUUUCCAUACUCCUAUAAACUACAACGAUAAUGAGCUGUUUUGUGGUGGAUUUGCAGUGCAAUGGCAGCAGAACAAAGGAAAAUGCGGCGUCUGUGGAGAUCCACACCACGUGGAAGACCCUCGUCCCCACGAAGCUGGUGGUCAGUUUGCCAAAGGCGUCACCAGCAGACACUACAGUGUGGGUCAGAUUAUAGAUAUAGAAAUCGAGCUUACUGCUAACCAUUUGGGCCGUUUUGAGCUGUUACUUUGCCCGAAUAACAAUCCUGCUCAAGAGGCCACGCAGGAAUGUUUUGAUCAGCAUCCGCUGUAUCUGGUGAACACCAAAGACGUUUUUUUCCAGAUACCAGACGAUGGAAGGAAGAAAGCAGUUUUCAAUUACCAAGUCCAACUCCCACCCUACGUAACCUGCACCCAGUGCGUCAUGCAGUGGACUUACUACACUGGCAACCAGUGGGGCACCUGCCCCAACGGCACCGAAGCCCAGGGAUGCGGUGAAUCCGAGACUUUCAGAAACUGCGCAGACAUUGCAAUACACUCCAGCACGGGGGGCGCCGUACCACCUCUAUUCGUCGAGAAUCUGAACCCCCACCAGCUCUACUACAAGGACCAUAGGAGACCCGCCCCUUACAACGUGGUGCCUCUGGUGGUCAGGGACCAGAUGUGUAUCCCUACGGGGUUGUACAAGAAGAUCCCUGGUGUUAGGGAUUGGUGCAUGAGUAAUUGCUUGAGGUAUCCCCCCAACUGCCCCAAGGAUAUUUGUGAAUGCCCAAACACAUGCGAGGCCAUUGGAAAAUACAAAGGAAAGUUGGGAGCUGACGUCCACUGUAUCGAUAAAUGUUUGGUAUAUCCAUCCAAAAAUUGCCCAACUUCAGAGUGUGCUUGCUACGAAGAAAAAUAAACGAUUUUUUGUGAAAGGGAUUCGACUGAAAUAAAUAUUUUGCUACUUU
This is a messenger RNA of Leptinotarsa decemlineata (Colorado potato beetle), 1204 nucleotides long. RefSeq lists its product as uncharacterized. The record is from RefSeq and is a predicted model, not a curated record. NCBI's taxonomy places the organism in Eukaryota, Metazoa, Arthropoda, Insecta, Coleoptera, Chrysomelidae.